Molecule: messenger RNA, 1851 nt
Organism: Ostreococcus tauri
Lineage: Eukaryota; Viridiplantae; Chlorophyta; Mamiellophyceae; Mamiellales; Bathycoccaceae
Product: Phospholipase C, phosphatidylinositol-specific, Y domain
Exons: 1
Coding region: 1-1851 (616 amino acids)
Biological process (GO): lipid metabolic process; phosphatidylinositol-mediated signaling
Molecular function (GO): phosphatidylinositol-4,5-bisphosphate phospholipase C activity
Source: RefSeq, a predicted model, not a curated record
AUGGGCCUCGCGUGCGUCGCGUGCGAGACCGCUCGAGGGACGGCGGAGCACGGAUGGGAUCUCUCGCGCGCGAGUUUUAACCCCGAGUUCGACGCGCGCGCGGUGUUCAUCGAUGGCUCGGACGCGAAUGCGAAUGACGAUGGACGCGGGGUCUCCGGGGAAUGCGCGGGCGACGUGUGCGCGAUGUGGUUGGAAAGGGCUCGUGGGUUGGAUGCGAACGCGAUUGAGAGGAUAUUAUCGCAGUGUGAGACGACGGAGUCGGGGAUGGUGCGGGCGGUGGACGUCUUGAGACGAAGCGGCGCGCUGGACGAGGGGAACUUUCCAUUCGCGCCGACAGAGACGGAUGAGAGCGAGAUGACGUCCGAGAUGUCGGCGUACUUCGUGAACUCGAGCCACAAUACGUAUUUGGAUGGCGAUCAGUUGUUUUCCAGGGCGUCGGUCGCGGCGAUCGCGGGAGCGCUCGAUCGGGGGUGUCGAGUGAUUGAGCUCGACGUGUACGACGGAAAGAAGCGAGGCGAUAAGCCGAGACCUAUCGUGACGCACGGGGGGACGGCGGUGCGACCGAUGUAUUUUGAGGACGCGAUUAAGGUGAUAGCCGAGCGUGCGCACGUGGCGAGCGAGUAUCCGGUGAUCGUGACGCUUGAGAAUCACGCGAGUAAGGAGACGCGCGCGGAGAUGUCGCGCAUUCUGCGCAGCACGCUCGGAGACAAGCUUUGGGCGCCAAAGAGCGCAGUGGCGGGGAACCAGUUGAAACGUUGGCCCUCACCGCUCGAGUUGAAGGGCCGCGUGAUCGUUCGGGAUAAAAUCAAGCACAAGCAAGACGAGCUUCAGAGGAGACGUGAUCAGAGACGCGGCUUGUGUGGCUUGUGCGGCACAAAGAAGCAAUCGAAGCAACGAAAGGUCUUGCCCAAGUCUUUGAAUGUGCGAAAGAAUGACAAGGUUUGCGCGAUGCAGUCGAUUAUCGAGUUUCCGCGGUCUAGCACCGGCGUAUUCGACGAAGGCGCUGUGAGUUCUAGCUCGAGCGAUAGCGAAGGUGAGCAAGACGAUGAGGAUCUCAAGAGAAUCGUAUCCGUACCGAACGUGAAGUUCCGCAGCUUUCACGAGGCAAGGGAUGUCCCGAGGUUCUCGUGUAGUUGGAGCGAGAGGAAACUGAAGCUGAAGAUCGAGAAGGAAAGUUCAAAGGAUAUAAUCGAAUUCACCAACGCGCACUUGUUGCGCACAUACCCAGCCGGUCACAGAAUCUUCAGCAAUAACUACGACCCAAGCGAGGCGUGGGACGUGGGCGCUUCCUUCGUCGCUUUGAACUUUCAAGCACUGGAUCGGUACGUGUGGGCAAACAGAGCAAAAUUCCGCGUCAACGGCAACUGCGGCUACGUGAAGAAACCAGCGUAUUUGCUAGAUCCCACGAUCGAGCGUCCGUCAAAGCCGAGAAGGUUACAGGUGAAAGUGUUCGCGGGAAUCGGUUGGGACAACUUCAAGGAUGCCGACAGAUUUUCGCCGCCGGAUUCCUUGAUCAGAAUCACGACGCUCGGGUGCUUGGCUGAUAGAACAAAGCCAGGAAAAUCGAAUCGAACGAGCGUGUACUCAAAGGCGAGAGCUGGUCCGGAAGCUCAACCAGUGUGGAACGACACGUUUGAGCUCGCAAUCUUCGAGCCUGAGUUGGCAUUGAUGCAAAUACAGGCACUGGACAAAGACGGAAAUGGAGAUGAGCUCUUGGCGCACUAUGAUUUCCCGAUCAGCAAAUUGCGAGAAGGCGUGCGCAUCGUUCCCAUGCUCAACCGUGACGACGAGUUCAUUCACGACAAAAUAUCGUGCGCCGGGGUUCUCAUGAGUUUCAAGUGGCUCGACUAG